ACGGUUUUGGCUGUAUCUCGGUAAGCACUGGUUCCUAUAUCUGCCAUCUGUUACUGCUGUUGUUGCUGCUCAUAUCUACUGCUUUUCUGAACUUUUCUUCUUUGAAACUCGUUAAAUUUGGACUACUUCUGUUCAUUUUCUGCUUAGUAUAUCUGGUCUAUACUAUCUGUCACUCAAUUAGUCUAGUCUGUCUACUCCCGUAUUCGAGAACUUCUCCGGAUACAAUCUGUUAACUAUUAACUACAUAAAAAUCUAUCACUAUGUUGCUUUCCAAGUCGGUUGCUGUUUCCAUCCUCGUUGCCAUGGGCGUUGAGGCUUUGGUUCUUCCCUCUUUUGAUGAUAUCGUCGACGUGUUUGGCGUCGAGAAGGCCGUUCCAAAAGUCAACGAAAAGACCCAGAACGUCUUGGGCUUGAAGGAAGCCGUCGACGGCCUCAAGGACGCUGUUGAUGGAGCCAAGAAAGCUGUGGCUCCCUUCCUUGCCGGUGCCAGAGACCUCAUUCCCCACAGAUACAUCGUUGUCUUGAAGGAGUCUGCCUCUGCCGACGAAACUGCCUUCCACAAGGAAUGGGUUGCCUUGAAGCACACCGAGUCGUUGGCUGGUCUCGACGAAAGUCACGAUUUUUUCGCUUCCACCAAGGACUUCAAGACUGAGGGCGGUAUUGUUGACUCGUUUGACAUUGGCUCCAUCGUCAAGGGUUACUCCGGUUUCUUCCUUGAGUCCACCAUCGACUUGAUUCGUCAGAACCCAUUGGUUGCUUUCGUUGAACAAGACUCCAUGGUCUAUGCCUCGGAAUUCGAAGUUGAAAAGGGUGCUCCAUGGGGUUUGGCCAGAGUCUCUCACAGAGAGCCAUUGACCUUAAGCUCGUUCAAUCAGUACUUGUACGACAACAACGCUGGUAAGGGUGUGACUUCUUACGUCAUCGACACCGGUGUUAACGUCAACCACAAGGAAUUCGGUGGAAGAGCCAAGUGGGGUGCCACCAUUCCUUCUGGUGAUGCUGAUGUUGAUGGUAAUGGUCACGGUACCCACUGUGCUGGUACCAUUGCCUCUUCCGCCUAUGGUGUGGCCAAGGGUGCUGAAGUUGUCGCUGUCAAGGUGUUGAGAUCCAACGGUUCCGGUUCCAUGUCUGAUGUAGUUAAAGGUGUUGAAUUCGCUGCCAAUGCCCAUUCUGCUGCUGCCAAGGAGGCCAAGAAGGGCUUCAAGGGUUCCACUGCCAACAUGUCGUUGGGUGGAGGCAAGUCUCCAGCUUUGGAUUUGGCUGUUAACGCUGCUGUCAAGGCCGGUAUCCAUUUCGCUGUUGCUGCUGGUAACGAAAACCAAGAUGCAUGUAACACUUCUCCUGCUGCUGCUGAGAACGCCAUCACUGUCGGGGCUUCGACUCUUGAUGACUCCAGAGCUUACUUCUCUAACUACGGUAAGUGUGUUGACAUCUUUGCUCCAGGUUUGAAUAUUGUUUCUACCUACAUUGGUUCCGACACUGCCACAGCAACCUUGUCUGGUACUUCGAUGGCUUCUCCACACAUUGCUGGUUUGUUGUCGUACUUUGUUUCGUUGCAACCAGGUGCAGACUCUGAGUUCUUUGUGGCAGCUAACGGUGUUUCUCCAUCCCAGUUGAAGAAGAACUUGAUUGCCUACGGUUCCACAGGUUUGUUGAGUGACAUCCCUGAAGAUGGAACUCCUAACAUCUUGGCUUACAAUGGUGGAGGACACAACAUAUCCGAAUUCUGGGGUAAGGAUGCUGGUGCUGAGCUCAAGUCGGCUAAGGUUGACGCCAGAAUCGCCGACAUCGAAGGCAAGAUUGGUUCCUUGUUAUCAAAGGUUGACUCCAAGCAGAUUCUUGACGAUGUCAAGGCUUUGGUAGACGUUGCCUAUGAAAAGUUGCAGGAAAACUAGAAUAGACAUAGAUGGCAGAGAUGCUGUUAUGGGUUUUAAUUCUGAUUCACCGAUUUUUUUCAUUUGCGACUGGUUUAUGUACGGAUAUGUCGCUAGAGCCUCAGAGCUCUGUAGUAUCAAUGUUAUAAUAAG
Molecule: messenger RNA, 2027 nt
Organism: Scheffersomyces stipitis CBS 6054
Lineage: Eukaryota; Fungi; Ascomycota; Pichiomycetes; Serinales; Debaryomycetaceae
Gene: PRB2
Product: proteinase B
Exons: 1
Coding region: 261-1895 (544 amino acids)
Biological process (GO): proteolysis
Molecular function (GO): serine-type endopeptidase activity
Source: RefSeq, a predicted model, not a curated record